ACACCAAUACUUAUUGACAGUUCCGGAUCGACACUUUUUAAUCCUAAAACUGGACUUCAGAGACGUUUUUUGGGUUUAAUGGUGUGGUAAAUCGGAUUUUACACUUCUUUUCAGAUUUUAAGGAGUUUCUACAGUCGACCUGAGCCCUGUACUAAAGAAAAAUGUCAAGUGUUUUCCGGAGAGCCUGGUCCUCUGCUGAAAAGCUGGAUGGAAAAACUGUGCUGAUCACUGGCGCCAACACUGGCAUCGGGAAAGAAACUGCCAAAGACCUGGCAAAGAGAGGGGCAAAGAUCAUCAUUGCAUGCAGGGACAUGGAGAAAGCACAGGAGGCCUUGAAAGAAGUCAUCGAAACCUCAGGCAACGACAACGUCAAGUGCAUGAAACUGGACUUGUCUGACACCAAGUCCAUAAGAGAAUUUGCUGAAGCCUUCAACAGAGAUGAGCCAAAACUCAACAUCCUCAUCAACAAUGCCGGCGUGAUGGUUUGUCCUUAUGGGAAAACUGCAGACGGCUUUGAGACACAGAUUGGCGUCAAUCAUUUUGGUCAUUUCUUGCUGACACACUUGUUGCUUGACUUGAUUAAAAGAUCGGCACCAGCCAGGAUCAUCACCGUGUCCUCCAUGGCUCACAGUUGGGGCUCCAUCAAUCUGGAGGACAUCAACAGCGAGAAGAGUUACGACAAGAGCAAAGCUUACUCCCAGAGCAAGCUGGCCAACGUCCUCUUCUCCCACUCGCUGGCUAAAAGACUAGAGGGCACAGGUGUGACAACUUACUCUCUCCAUCCUGGCGUUGUUAAGACCGAUUUGGGGCGUCAUCUGAAUGGCCCUCUGCAGUUCUUCAUGAAGAUAUCCUCGCCUUUGCUCAAAACCCCUGUCCAGGGAGCUCAGACGUCAAUCUACUGCGCCGUGGAACCGUCACUGGAGAAUGAGACUGGUCAAUACUACAGUGACUGUGCUCGUACCAGCUGCUCCUCUGCUGGUAAAGAUGACAACCUGGCCCAGAAGCUGUGGGAGCUGAGCUGCCGUAUGCUCAACAUAACAUGGGCCUAAACCAACCUGGAGGGAAAAGAAAACCUUUACAGUUCCUCUGCUAACUGAUGCACUGAUGUCAAAUUUCACUUCUACUGCCUUCCAGAAAGUCAUAUGUUUUUCCAACAAAUUUUUUAUCUAUGUAUGUUUUACAUAAUAACAGUAACUAAUCAAUGUAACUGUAUAUUUUGUACAAAGUUUCUGAUCUUAACGUAUGCAAUUUACUGUAAGCUUACAUAGUUUUCUAUUAAUUUAGGUAAAAGCUAUGCAAAGUGUAUUGUAAGGAAAUAAAUGGAAUAAUUUUGAAUCCA
Molecule: messenger RNA, 1339 nt
Organism: Acanthochromis polyacanthus (spiny chromis)
Lineage: Eukaryota; Metazoa; Chordata; Actinopteri; Pomacentridae
Product: retinol dehydrogenase 12-like
Exons: 7
Coding region: 162-1049 (295 amino acids)
Source: RefSeq, a predicted model, not a curated record